UGGUGUAGGUAAUACAUGUACUUCAAUAUGAAGCGUAUAGUUGAUUUGUAACUAAGGAGAAUAUAUGUAGCGGCUCGGUUCUGGUUGUGUUCCACGGUCGGUGCCACGGUACUAGUCAGCGAGGUUUCUUACUGGGCCGGAAAAGUAAGCAUAUUGGAGCCAUAACUUGCAGCAAAUCGUGGGAAAGGAGUUUGACGUGAUGAAUAAGAUAGUACACGAGGGACCUUCCGCUACCAAACCGGCGCACUGGGACACUUCUCCCGCACCUAACUUCCACACAUCGCUAUUAUUUAAAGCUCUCCUCCUCGCUUCUACACUAUCUCGCUCUUUCUCUAAUAUCAGUGAGCAAAAUUCACGCACCAUGCGUUUACCUACAUUUAUUGCUAGCGUCUUCGUCGCAGCUACGCCCAUCGUCGCCACCCCAAUUCAGUCUCUCUCGCUCGCUGAAGGCCCGCCCGGAAAUGUCUUCGAUGCCAAUGCGAAGAUCUAUUCGCUCAAGGAUACCGGGAUAGGCAACAUUUAUAUCAUCACCGAUAAGAUCGACGGCUAUUUCAUGAGGCCAGUAAGCUUCCAUGUCGAGCAAGACUAUGUCUGCAAGUUCUACAGCGAAUCCACCCGCGGCAUCGGCUCCCUUAUUGGGACCUACGAAGGCCCUCUAGAUGGCACCUUCGGCGAUGACUGGGCUGCCUUCUACCAGUGCUCGCAAAUCGCUGGCAAAGCCGUUCCCAAGGUACGUGUGAUUGGUUUAUACCCAGCAGGGCGUUUUACGUGACGCUAAAGUAGUUCCCAAAGCUUCUGUGAUUGCUAAACGAUCAAUGGAAGCGUUGCAAAGCGUUGCGGGCCUAUGCUGGAUCAUCUUUCAUCUGCUAACGAUAUCACAGGCUCCAGUGAUCGCCGUCAGGGAGGUUAUUCCUUGCGGAUACGUGCGCACUCCCAC
Messenger RNA from Cucurbitaria berberidis CBS 394.84, 937 nucleotides. RefSeq lists its product as uncharacterized. NCBI's taxonomy places the organism in Eukaryota, Fungi, Ascomycota, Dothideomycetes, Pleosporales, Cucurbitariaceae. The record is from RefSeq and is a predicted model, not a curated record. Bases 200 to 772 code for a protein of 190 amino acids. The transcript is spliced from 2 exons.